AUGGUACUCAACACUGAAUUUUUGGCAAGUUUUGUUGUUUGAUCGCGCUUUUUGCUAUUAAUUUAAUAAACUGUAUUAAAAUGGUUCUUAUUAUGCGUGUUUCCCCGCCGGAACAUGGUCUGCUGUAUACGGCUAACAAUAUCAAGCUGAAACUGGGCGACAAAGUGGUGGGCGAAGGCACCGUAUACAUUGCCCAAAACACGCUAUCCUGGCAGCCAACUGAGUUGACGGAGGGUAUAUCCAUUGAGUGGAAGCAGGUUAGCCUGCACGGUAUCUCUUCGAAUCCGAGGAAGUGCAUCUACUUUAUGCUGGACCACAAAGUCGAGUGGAACGGCGUCUACGGAGAUCCGCCCCAGCAGGCAGUCAAUGGUCGGAAUGGCGGUGGUUCGGAAGCGGAAGUGGACGAGGGAAAUGGCAGCGAUGAGCACGAUGAGGACGACAAUUUCGAGGAUGCCGUAGACGAGCAAUUUGAAGAGGUCACAGAGUGCUGGCUUAUGCCGGAGGACAUUCACACCGUAGACACUAUGUAUAGUGCCAUGACGACUUGCCAGGCCCUUCAUCCUGAUUCGGCAAACAGCGAUUCGGAAGACAGCGAUCUUAUGCAGGAUGCCGGUGGCUUAGAGGAUGAUGCCAUGGAGGAGGAUGAUGCUUUGACGCUGGGACGCAACGGCGUGCAGAAUCUCAGUUUGGACGACGACGACGAGCGAUUCGAGGACGCUGACGAGUGAAGCAUAAUCUAUUUAAACAUCAAUAUCCCGUUUUAUACCAGAUAAAGUUUACGAUAUAUAUGUAUUGGAUUAGAUUUUGGAGUAAUAAAUAGAACGCGGUAAGCGCGAUUAAAACUA
Drosophila mauritiana is the source of this 845-nucleotide messenger RNA. It is a transcript of the gene icln, whose product is annotated as methylosome subunit pICln. Bases 81 to 728 code for a protein of 215 amino acids. The transcript is spliced from 2 exons. Gene Ontology annotation, cellular component: pICln-Sm protein complex; spliceosomal complex; plasma membrane. The record is from RefSeq and is a predicted model, not a curated record. Gene Ontology annotation, biological process: cell volume homeostasis; mRNA cis splicing, via spliceosome; chloride transport. NCBI's taxonomy places the organism in Eukaryota, Metazoa, Arthropoda, Insecta, Diptera, Drosophilidae.